Molecule: messenger RNA, 2850 nt
Organism: Saccostrea echinata
Lineage: Eukaryota; Metazoa; Mollusca; Bivalvia; Ostreida; Ostreidae
Product: heat shock 70 kDa protein 12B-like
Exons: 4
Coding region: 31-1884 (617 amino acids)
Source: RefSeq, a predicted model, not a curated record
ACCAACUUGGAAGAAGUAUGAAAAAGUAAAAUGUCUGGGUUACAAGAGAGACAACAGAAUGUGAUGUCUGGGUUGGAGGAGAGAGUGCCACAUGAGGCAAUUUCUGGUUUGGAAGAAAAACAGCAACCGGACCCCAACUCGUCCAGUAAAAUGCUUGUGGCUGCAAUGGACUUUGGCACCACAUACUCAGGAUAUGCCUUUAAGUUUAGGCACGAGGCCACAAAGAAAAUGUACAUCAAAUCAUGGCAUAAAGAGGCUGGCAGUAGUUGUUUGCCAUCUGAGAAAGCCCCGACAUGUGUUCUUCUGCGAGCAAACGGAGAAUUCAAGUCAUUUGGUUAUCAAGCAGAAAAUGAAUACAGUGAUAUUGCAAGUGAAGGUCUGGAGGAAGACUGGCAUUUUUUCCGACAUUUCAAGAUGCUUCUCCACAAUCAAGAAGGACUUAGCAGUGACACAGCGUUGAAAGAUUCAAGAGGUUUUGAAAUGCCAGCAAAAGAUAUUUUCACACACUGUAUCAAGUAUAUGAAAGAUGACUUACUAGAAAUUGUAAAAAAGAGGAAGGUUGAUACAGUGUAUACAGAGGAUAACAUUUUAUGGGUUUUAACAGUUCCUGCCAUCUGGGAGGAACCUGCUAAACAGUUCAUGCGAGAAGCUGCAGAGAAAGCAGGAAUCGAGGGUGGUAAUCUGCUGUUGGCGCUGGAACCGGAGGCUGCAUCUGUCUACGUCAAAGAAAUGAACGUGGAAGUUCAUCAAGAUCAAGACAUGAAUCAGUCCCGUCUGUCUGCUUUUUUCCCUGGAACCAAGUAUAUGAUCGUAGAUUUAGGUGGUGGAACUGUGGACGUAACGGUCCGUGAAGUCUUGGAUGACCGAUCUCUGAGGGAAAUUACAAAGGCCAGCGGCGGGGCAUGGGGAGGACUGAGAGUCAAUCAACAGUUUUAUCAGUACAUUGAAGGAAUAGUCGGGAAGGAAGUGAUGGAUGGGCUUAAGGAGCAAUAUCCAGCGGCUCACCUGGACCUUGAACGAGAGAUAGAACAGAAAAAAAGGAACUUACAAGGUGACGAAAAUAAGAAAAUUGCAAUAAAUCUUCCAGGAGAACUAUUAGAAUUGUUUGAGGAAAACAAAGGACAAAAGUUGUCCGAUUUUGUAAACUCCUCAGAUCAUUAUAAGGGGAGAGUCGAUAUGAGACACGAAAAACUUCGAUUUGACAUAUCGGUUACUUUUUCCAUGUUUAAGCCUGCCGUGGACAGUAUUUUGCAUCACAUUGGGGAAUUGCUUUCAGACCCAGUCACUGGAGGUUUGCAAAAUAUCAUGCUUGUUGGUGGAUUCUCGGACUCCAGAAUUAUUCAGAGAACAGUAAAAGAGCGUUUUAAGGAUUUUAGAGUUGUAAUUCCUCAAGAUGCAGGUCUAGCCGUCCUAAAGGGCGCUGUUUUAUUUGGGGAGAACCCACUCAUUGUGUCAGAAAGAGUCAGUCGAUUUACGUAUGGCACUAAACAGUUUCGAUAUUUUUUGGAUGGUGACCCUUCUGAAUUCAGGGAGGAGAUAGGGGGUGUACCAUACUGCAAGAACGUUUUUAACGUCUUAGCUAAAAGUGGUCAAACAUUCCGCGUAGGUCAAAAGGUCAACACAGAGGUGUCGCCAGUUAUACCAGAUAUGACGCGAAUGCCAGUUAUAUUUUGCCAGUCAAACAACCCAGACCAAAAAUAUGUUGAUGAAAAUUGCAGGGAAAUUGGAACUUUAUUAGUUGAUAUGCCAGACACAACGGGUGGUCUUGACCGCAUAGUGGAUGUGUCCUUGACCUUUGGUGACACAGAGCUACAUGUAACUGGUACUGAUAGAUCUUCUGGGAGGAAUGUUUCUGUUGCAAUUGAACUCUUGAAGAAAAAAUGAAGCCACUGCAUUUGUCACUAUUCUACUGGAAACAGAAUGGACACAAAUCCCGUGGCAUCCGAAGGCAUUCCUUCUUAAGUUUUGAUUUUAUUUCAAUAAAACUUUGUACAUGUUUAUAAAAUACAAUGUAUCAGGAUACUCAAUUUUGUGAAUACAAAAUCAAAAGGGGGUUGCCAUUUCCAACAUUAUAAGUACAAACCAGUAAUGCUACAGUUUCAACAGAUACUUCUGGGUGUUUGUUUUGAUCCAGAUACUUUUAUUUCGAUUUAUAGUUUUUGAUGAAAAAUAAUGAUAUGAAUGUUCAAAACCAUAGUGUUUAUCUUGGUUGAAUAUUGACGUUUCAUAUAAACUGAUACUUUAGCAAAUUAACAGUGACAUAUGAUUAUCAAUGACAAAUACAUGGUAGUGUGAAUUCAAUGCAUUGAUUUUCAUUACCCUAAUCUGAAAUUCAUUCUCUCUAUAUAUCUCUCUCUCUCGUUUUUGUACAUUUUUUUUUUACUUGAGUGAACAAGUGGAUUUUCUGUACAUUUUUGCUUGUAAUGGUGUCAACCCCCUUCUUUUCCAUCACAUUAAAUUUGUCCAAGAGAAGAGAUUUCAAUAAAAUCUUUGAAACUUUUCGAAAUUUUAAAAUACUCAGCUUAACAAUGUUUACCUCAUUACUUGGAUUAUGCCAAAUGAAGAUUCUGACUUUGCUGUUGUAUUAUCCAACAUCUAAUUGAAAAUUUUAAGAUAAGAAAACAACAUACAUGCACAAUAUAUCACAUAGUGGUUAUACAUAUACUGUUUGUUUGCAAUUUUUGUUUUGUUAGAGUUGACGGCUAUAAUUCUCUGUUCCUCAUACAAUGCAAUUGUUUUGCUUUAUUCUUUUUUUUCUUAAUUUUUUUAUGAUUUUGGACAUUGUACAUUAUGAUGCUCCACUGUGGGCCGAAAUCGGUUGAAUAAAUAUUUUAUUCUAUUCUGAAUUCA